CCGGCUGGAGCCGCCAGCGAUGCCGGAGGACGGCGCGGGCUGCUCCGUGCGCCGCCUGCACUGGCCGUGGGGCGCCAAGGCGGUCCUGGCCCUGCUCUGUCUCGUGAUGGUGCCCUGCUCCGUCUACCUGAUCCUCCCAACGCGCGGCCAGCAGCAGCAGCUCGAGCCACCUGGGUGGGACAUAGCCGAGCUGCAGCUGAACCACGCAGGACCUCGGCAGGACCCCAGGCUGUGCUGGCAGGGGGGCCCAGCCCUCGGCCGCACCUUCUUGCACGGACCAGAGCUGGACGACGGGCAGCUGCGUGUCCGCCGCAAGGGCAUCUACAGACUGCACAUCCAGGUGACACUGGCCAACUGUCCCUCCAGGCAGAUCAGCGUGCCCCGCAAUGCCACCGUAACCGUGGGCAUCUGCGCCUCCACCGCCUACAGCCUGAUGCGCCUCCCCUUCAACGGACACUGCACCGUUUCCUCCCAGCGACUGGCGCCUCUGGCCGUCGGGGACGCCCUCUGCACCAACCUCACCCUGCCGCUGCUGCCCUCGCAAAACGCUGACCAAACGUUCUUUGGCAUCCAGUGGGUGCACCCCGGAACCUAGCUCCUGGUUUAGAUUGGUUAGGUUUUUUUUGUUUUUUUCCGUUUUUCUAUAAUUUUUUUCUUCCAUUUUUAUCCUUGGUUUUACCUGCCUGCCAGGACAGAAAACAGCUUACCUGGGUGGCUGUCUCUCAAACCAAAAGAUGCAAAUAACCCGCCCAGUCUCCCUUAAAGCCAUCCAGCUCUUCGGAAACAAGGCAAGUUGGAGAAACUGUCACCACCCAGAGGCACCGAAGGAGACGUGAUGGCUAAAUGUCAUGUGGGAGCCUGGAUCAGAAAAAGGACAUUAGGUAAAAACCAAGGAAAUGUUAAUAAAGUGUGUCCUCUAAUUAAUAAUGGAUCAGUUUUGGUUCAUUAGUUGUAACCAGAGUAAGUUAUUGUCUUAGUCCUUUCCAGCUGCUAUAACAGAAUACCUCA
Microcebus murinus (gray mouse lemur) is the source of this 1008-nucleotide messenger RNA. RefSeq names its product CD70 molecule (gene CD70). The record is from RefSeq and is a predicted model, not a curated record. Lineage: Eukaryota; Metazoa; Chordata; Mammalia; Primates; Cheirogaleidae. Gene Ontology annotation, molecular function: tumor necrosis factor receptor binding. Gene Ontology annotation, cellular component: plasma membrane; extracellular exosome. Gene Ontology annotation, biological process: immune response; tumor necrosis factor-mediated signaling pathway.